This is a messenger RNA of Drosophila mojavensis, 1158 nucleotides long. RefSeq lists its product as uncharacterized. Bases 213 to 632 code for a protein of 139 amino acids. The record is from RefSeq and is a predicted model, not a curated record. The transcript has a single exon. Lineage: Eukaryota; Metazoa; Arthropoda; Insecta; Diptera; Drosophilidae.
UCAAAAUUGUAAAGCCAAUGUCGGCCAAAAACUGAAUAUAAAAGCCUAAAAGUUUGGCCAAAGCUACAACGGCUUUGGCAUGCUCUGAAAUUACUUAAAAGCUUUAAAAGUUGGCUUUUCAUAAAUUUUCUAUUGAUUUACCACAAAUCCGUUUCGACACACGAUUACAAGUUCUUUUUCCAAUUGUUGUGAGUUCCCGAUUCACUUUUACAAUGUCUGAUGGCCUAAUGAUGCACGGCGUCAUCACGACCGACCAGCUGAUGCACCAUCGCAAUAUAGCACAGCGGAUUGUGGAGAUGCGAAACCGCUGGAAGGAGAACUUCAGCUGGUAUCCGGAGGCGCAGUUGCAGCAGUAUUCGCGCUUCGACGACAUCUAUAAGGAGAGCCGAGCCAGAUAUGGCGAUGCGGACUUCAAGCGAUAUGUCGAAAUGAAGCGCCUAAGGGGCAUCUACACCACCGACUCCGACAAGGCCAAGCGAGAGGCGUACCAGACGCUCUCCUGCUAUCCCAUGGACUAUAUGAAAGGCAUUAGAUCAUCGCCAACCACAAAUGGUGUUUACGGUCUGAUACCGCCAGCCUAUCAUCAUUUCUGCGAAAAAAAGAAAGUAAAGGAACGUUUUACGAAAACAUAAUAAGGACUUCAACUUCAGUUUGCGAUUGAGGGAGGAAAUAGAAAAGAAGAAGAAAACAAAUGUCUAAUAGGGCUGCUCGGACUUAAAUUCUUAUAUGACAUCAAGCACAGAUAUAUAUAUAUAUAUAAUAUAUAUCAUACAGCACAAAUGUAUAUAUGUAAUAUGUAUCCUUCUGCGUUUGCUUUCAAAUAAGCCAUUCAUUCCAGCGCCAUACUUUGAGAGCUCCUCAAUCUUAUUCGAGCUAACCUAAGCCUGUGAAAAGUGUUUGUCGCCUAAUAACUUAAAAUUAAAUAAUGUAUAUUAAUCGCUACUGAAGAAUUGAUUGACUUAAAGGAAUAAAAAUCGGCUUACAGGACUUUGUGUCUCGAACAUCUCUAUAGUCUAAAUAAAAUCGGUUUUUAUAAUCAUUAAAUUUUAGGCCAUAUGUAUAAUUUUAUCUAAACCAAAUUAUAGACAACUAUUAAUAACAUUUAUUCAGAAGCCUUGAAUUGAGGAGAUAUAAUAAACCCUGAAACUAUUAUACAAA